AUGAGCGGGAGAAUCCUCUCCCACCGUCUUGUUCCGCUCUUGCGGACGGGCUUUUUGGCCCGCCAUGUUCAUAAUGCUGGUGCAAGGACUGGAGGUCUUCUACGUUCAGAUGGCAGCGCCGCACUUCGAGGACGCGCCUGGCCUGUCGGUGCGAACUCGAUUCAUAAUGUCCCCGCUGUGCGGGGGAUCUCCUUUGCGAGGAUCCUUCCGAAGCUGGCACUAAAACUAGUGAAGGUGCCUGCAAUGCUUGGAACGGCUACAGUAGCUGGGUUAGCUUAUAUUCAAUAUCAAACUACACAGGCAGGAAAUUAUGCUAUUGAUGUGCUGAAACGUGCGGGGGAGUCGGCCAGUGACACUGCUUCCUCCAUCUUCUCCGAAAUCCAGAAUGUGGCUGAACAGACACAACGUGGCUGGCAAAGGACUACGGAUAGUGUGGAAGUUCCUGAAUGGUUGCAAAACAUCCUAGGCUUCAGUGAAGGUUCCCAAAACGACGGUUCCGGGGGAGGAGGGCAGCCCCCAAGAGAAAGCCGGGCUGGUGCCGCUGCAGCUGCUGGGGCGGCGGCUUUGGGUUACGACCAAGAUGAUGAGCACGCCCGAUUGACCAGGAAUGCGGAGGACGACCAGAUGAUGCUCCUUACUCGUAAAAUGAUCGAGAUCAGGAACAUACUCCAGGCUGUUGGCCAGUCCAACACCCUGACAUUGCCGUCAAUUGUAGUCAUUGGUUCGCAGUCAUCCGGCAAAAGCUCCGUUCUCGAAGCUAUUGUUGGGCAUGAAUUUCUUCCCAAAGGCUCGAAUAUGGUUACCCGGCGGCCGAUCGAACUUACUUUGGUCAAUACUCCUCACGCACAAGCAGAAUAUGGAGAAUUCCCUGCCCUCGGGCUAGGGAAGAUAACCGACUUCUCUUCAAUCCAACGCACCUUGACCGACCUUAACUUGGCAGUCCCUGAGAGGGAUUGUGUCAGCGAUGACCCGAUUCAACUCACCAUCUAUUCUCCUAAUGUUCCCGAUCUUUCCCUCAUCGAUCUCCCAGGUUAUAUCCAGGUUUCCGGCCAAGGUCAACCUCCACAGUUGAAGCAAAAGAUCUCUGAUCUAUGUGACAAGUACAUCCAAGCGCCAAAUGUUAUCUUAGCCAUAUCAGCGGCAGAUGUUGAUCUUGCCAAUUCGACAGCAUUAAGAGCAAGUCGCAGAGUAGACCCUAGGGGUGAAAGGACGAUCGGUGUCAUCACAAAGAUGGACCUUGUCGACCCAGAGCGUGGCUAUAGCAUUCUUACUGAUAAGAAAUACCCUCUUCGCCUGGGCUACGUGGGUGUGGUCUCGCGAAUCCCCCAGACGACCGCUCUGUUUUCUUCUCGGGGAAGUGGCAACAUCACGAGCGCGAUCAUGAAGAAUGAAAAUGCCUAUUUUUCUUCUCAUCCCUCUGAGUUUGGGCCUCAGUCAGAGGUGUCGGUUGGCGUUGGAACUUUGCGAACCAAGCUUAUGCAUGUUCUUGAACAGACGAUGGCAUCUAGCCUAGCGGGUACUAGGGACGCUAUCAGCCAGGAACUGGAAGAAGCGACGUACGAGUUCAAGGUUCAAUAUAAUGAUCGUCCGCUGAGCGCCGAGUCUUAUCUCGCCGAGAGCCUGGACAGCUUCAAGCACUCCUUCAAGGCAUUCGCCGAGAACUUUGGCCGUCCCCAGGUGCGUGAGAUGCUGAAAAAUGAGCUCGAUCAACGCGUUAUGGACAUCCUCGCUCAGAGAUAUUGGAACAAGCCAAUCGACGACCUGAACCCUCCGAUGCCUGAGUUGGAUCCCCUCAUUGACCUUCCCAAGGCCGACCCGGAGUCAAUGUAUUGGCACCGUAAGCUCGACGCGUCGACAUCCUCCUUGACCAAGCUGGGAAUUGGCAGGCUUGCUACAACAGUUGUUGCUGGUGCAAUCCAUUAUCAUGUCGAGUCAUUGUUGGCCAGCUCUACCUUCGCCUCCCACCCGUAUGCUCAAAAGCAGAUCGUGGAUGCUUGCAGUAGCAUCCUGAAUGAUCGAUUCUUCAGCACCAGCGAUCAAGUCGAGAACUGCAUCAAGCCUUAUAAAUACGAAAUCGAAGUUGAGACCCGGACUUUGAAACGUGUUGAGGACUCUGUUGGGAGGAGAAAGAUCAAGGAUGUGAUGUCAUUCAUAGACAAGGUCAGGAAAGGUGAAGUGGUCUUGGAAGGCGACGGCGCUGGUGGAGCAGGUGGAUUCAGCUCUGCCCUGCUAGCCACAGGUCGUGAAAGCACCUUCCUGCGCGAUCGGGCUGAUCUCCUUAAGAUGAGACUCCUCGCUGUCCGCUCGAAGCAAUGUGCCAGCAAGAAAAACAAGUACUACUGCCCCGAAGUCUUCCUUGACGUCGUCGCAGACAAGCUCACAUCAACCGCGGUACUAUUCCUCAACGUUGAGCUCCUAUCAGAGUUCUACUACAACUUCCCCCGAGAACUGGACAUGAGGCUAGGCCGUCACCUCUCCGACGCAGAAGUAGAACGCUUCGCCCGCGAGGACCCUCGCAUCCGGAGACACCUCGACGUGAUCAAGAAGAAGGAACUCCUCGAAUUAGCCCUGCAGAAAAUCGAAAGCAUCCGCCAGUUGGACGGUCGCAGCAAGCAUAGAAACACCGACCGCCCCCUGUCCAAAGAGCAGAGAAAUCGUGGCUGGAACUUGUUCUAA
Messenger RNA from Aspergillus nomiae NRRL 13137, 2676 nucleotides. RefSeq names its product dynamin-related GTPase MGM1. Gene Ontology annotation, molecular function: microtubule binding; GTPase activity; GTP binding. Gene Ontology annotation, cellular component: membrane; cytoplasm; microtubule. The record is from RefSeq and is a predicted model, not a curated record. The coding region runs from base 1 to 2676 and encodes 891 amino acids. The transcript has 4 exons. NCBI's taxonomy places the organism in Eukaryota, Fungi, Ascomycota, Eurotiomycetes, Eurotiales, Aspergillaceae.